Messenger RNA from Lynx canadensis (Canada lynx), 4055 nucleotides. It is a transcript of the gene DPP9, whose product is annotated as dipeptidyl peptidase 9. The coding region runs from base 495 to 3083 and encodes 862 amino acids. The record is from RefSeq and is a predicted model, not a curated record. NCBI's taxonomy places the organism in Eukaryota, Metazoa, Chordata, Mammalia, Carnivora, Felidae. The transcript has 20 exons. Gene Ontology annotation, molecular function: serine-type peptidase activity; dipeptidyl-peptidase activity. Gene Ontology annotation, biological process: proteolysis.
CGCACCGUCUGUGCACAGCUGCUUGUCUCUCUGAGCCUGUCCCGUGAGGCACGAGUUUCCCCUGCUGGACCCCAGGCUGGAUGGCACGGGGGACGAGCUGUGCCGAUUAAUUCUUUACGCUCAGUUCUUUGCGUGUGAGCGAGCGUGUCUCCCCGAGGGCUUAAUGCAAGAUAAUCAUUCCACACGGCCCUCUGUGGAAUGCGUCCUGGGAGCCAGGGGCCUCCUGAGGUUCUGGGGCCACUGCCAUGAACGGGACAGGCGAUCAACAGACAACCCUUGUGCCAGUGCUCUGAGGGCAGGGGACAUUAGUCGCUGACGCGCCUAAUGGAGAGACCGGCUUCGGUACAGAUGGUCAUGGAAGGUUUCUGAGGACCCGACAGAUACUUACACUGAGAUCUGAUUGGACGUUAGUCAAGCGGAGAGAGGGGAAAAGUGUUUCAGGCAGAAGGAAGCACGUGCAAAGCUUGUCGCUGAAUUCUGAGGGGACAGAGAGGAUGGCCACUGGGGCGCCAGCGUCUGAGCGGGGUGACGCGGUCGGGACGGAGGACCCGGCCUCCCGCUUCCAGGUGCAGAAACACUCGUGGGACGGGCUCCGGAACAUCAUCCACGGCAGCCGCAAGAACUCGGGCCUCAUCGUCAACAAGGCUCCACACGACUUCCAGUUCGUGCAGAAGACAGACGAGUCGGGCCCCCACUCCCACCGCCUCUACUACCUGGGGAUGCCUUAUGGCAGCCGCGAGAACUCCCUCCUCUACUCAGAGAUCCCCAGGAAGGUCCGGAAGGAGGCUCUGUUGCUCCUGUCUUGGAAGCAGAUGCUGGAUCACUUCCAGGCCACUCCCCACCACGGAGUCUACUCUCGGGAGGAAGAGCUCCUUCGGGAACGGAAGCGCCUGGGGGUCUUUGGCAUCACCUCCUACGACUUCCACAGCGAGAGCGGCCUCUUCCUCUUCCAGGCCAGCAACAGCCUCUUCCACUGUCGGGACGGGGGCAAGAAUGGCUUCAUGGUGUCCCCCAUGAAGCCCCUGGAAAUCAAGACCCAGUGCACCGGGCCCCGCAUGGACCCCAAGAUCUGCCCUGCCGACCCCGCCUUCUUCUCCUUCAUCAACAACAACGACCUGUGGGUGGCCAACAUUGAGACGGGCGAGGAGCGGCGGCUGACCUUCUGCCAUAGAGGCUCACCCAGUGUCCUCGAUGACCCCAGGUCUGCGGGCGUGGCCACCUUCGUCAUCCAGGAAGAAUUCGACCGCUUCACCGGCUACUGGUGGUGCCCUGCCGCCUCCGGGGAGGGUCCGGAAGGCUGUAAGACGCUGCGGAUCCUGUACGAGGAAGUUGACGAGUCUGAGGUGGAAAUUAUUCAUGUGCCCUCUCCCGCACUAGAAGAAAGGAAGACGGACUCCUACCGAUACCCCAGGACAGGCAGCAAGAAUCCCAAGAUCGCCCUGAAGCUGGCCGAGUUUCAGACCGAUAGUCAGGGCAAGAUCGUGGCGACCCAAGAGAAGGAGCUGGCACAACCCUUCAGCACACUCUUCCCCAGGGUGGAGUACAUCGCCAGGGCCGGGUGGACCCGGGACGGCAAAUAUGCCUGGGCUAUGUUCCUGGACCGGCCCCAGCAGCGGCUCCAGCUUGUCCUCCUCCCCCCGGCCCUGUUCAUCCCCGCCACCGAGGAUGAGCAGGAACGGGUGGCCUUGGCCAGAGCGGUGCCCAGGAAUGUCCAGCCGCACGUGGUGUACGAGGAGGUCACCGACGUGUGGAUCAACGUUCAUGACAUCUUCUACCCGUUCCCCCAGUCCGAGGGAGAGGGCGAGCUCUGCUUCCUCCGUGCCAACGAGUGCAAGACCGGCUUCUGCCACUUGUACAAGGUCACCGCCAUCUUAAAGCCCGGAGGCUACGACUGGAGUGAGCCCUUCAGCCCCGGGGAAGAUGAAUUUAAGUGCCCCAUCAAGGAGGAGAUCGCGCUGACUAGCGGCGAGUGGGAGGUUUUGGCAAGGCACGGCUCCAAGAUCUGGGUCAACGAGGAGACGAAGCUGGUGUACUUCCAAGGUACGAAGGACACGCCCCUGGAGCACCACCUGUACGUGGUCAGCUAUGAGUCGGCGGGCGAGAUCGUGCGCCUCACCACACCCGGCUUCUCCCACAGCUGCUCCAUGAGCCAGAACUUCGACAUGUUCAUCAGCCACUACAGCAGCGUGGGCACGCCGCCCUGCGUGCACGUCUAUAAGCUGAGCGGCCCCGACGACGACCCUCUGCACAAGCAGCCCCGGUUCUGGGCCAGCAUGAUGGAGGCGGCCAGCUGCCCCCCGGAUUACGUGCCCCCCGAAAUCUUCCAUUUCCACACGCGGUCGGACGUGCGGCUCUACGGCAUGAUCUACAAGCCACACGCCGUGCAGCUGGGAAAGAAGCACCCCACUGUCCUCUUUGUAUACGGAGGCCCCCAGGUGCAGCUGGUAAACAACUCCUUCAAAGGCAUCAAGUAUUUGCGGCUCAACACGCUGGCAUCCCUGGGCUAUGCCGUGGUCGUGAUCGAUGGCAGGGGCUCGUGUCAGCGGGGGCUUCGGUUCGAAGGAGCCCUGAAAAACCAAAUGGGCCAGGUGGAGAUCGAGGACCAGGUCGAGGGCUUGCAGUUCGUGGCCGAGAAGUACGGCUUCGUCGACCUGAGCCGGGUUGCCAUCCACGGGUGGUCGUACGGAGGCUUCCUCUCGCUCAUGGGGCUGAUCCAUAAGCCCCAAGUGUUCAAGGUGGCCAUCGCGGGCGCCCCGGUCACAGUCUGGAUGGCCUACGACACCGGCUACACUGAGCGCUACAUGGACGUCCCGGAGAACAACCAGCUCGGCUACGAGGCGGGUUCUGUGGCUCUGCACGUGGAGAAGCUGCCCAAUGAGCCCAACCGCCUGCUGAUCCUGCACGGCUUCCUGGACGAGAACGUGCACUUUUUCCACACAAACUUCCUCGUGUCCCAGCUGAUCCGAGCCGGAAAACCUUACCAGCUCCAGAUCUACCCCAACGAGAGACACAGCAUCCGCUGCCCCGAGUCCGGCGAGCACUAUGAAGUCACGCUGCUGCACUUUCUACAGGAGUACCUCUGAGCCCCGCGCCCCGGGGCCUGCACAUUCAGAGCACAAGUGGCUUCGCCGCCGCCGCCGCCGCCGCCGCCGCCGCCGCCGCCGCCGCCGCCGCCGCCGCCGCCGCCGCCGCCGCCACCGCAGGGGGAGCGGGCGGGAGGGGCCGAGUGGCCCCCGAAGGCCCCUCCACUCGGCGCCUCCUCCCGCCGCCCCCGCUGGCCAGCCUCGCCCCGGGGCCUCCGCCUUCGCCGCCCCCGCGCCUUUUAUCAUUGUUUUAAUGCUCCUGGCCGUUUUGCCUGCUGCUUCUCGGUGGCCAGGACGGCGAGAUGAGGCCCGCGUCGCAGAGGCGCGUCCUCAAGCCAUCCCCUCCUCUCCACGCUGUCCGGGAGCCCCGACUCCGCUGGGCACGGGGCGGGGGGUGUGAGGGGGGGGCGGAGACCCUGGGGGGACCGGGCCUCCGUCGCGGGGCCUCCCCACCCGGUCCCCGGCCCCAGCCCGCAGCGCGCCGGCCGCCACCGAAGCAUGCGACUGCCUUGCCCUCCAGCCCCGCCCACCUCAUGUCGCGUUCUGUUGGGGGGGGGGGGGCCGCUUCUGACGACUAUUUAAGAGACCGAGCAGAGCAGAGGGUGCCUAAACCGGGGAUGGGGUCCGCCGCCAGCCCCGGGCGGGCUCCCGUCCUCUCCCGGCCCGGAGCGGGGAGCCUCCUGCCCGGCUCUGAAGCGCGCGCAGACCGGGGGCUCCGGGCUUGGGACGGAGCCGUCCCCGCCUCAGGGUUCGCCUUCCCCCUCCCCUCCCCUCCCCGCCAAGACUCCUGCCGGGGGCGGGCGAAAAGGAAAACAAAAGCAAAAAAACAAAACAAAAACCACACACAAAUGAAAACCCCCACCGGAAACGAACCACCUCUACAUAUUAUGGAAAGAAAAUAUUUUUGUCGAUUCUUAUUCUUUUAUAAUUAUGCGUGUAAGAAGUAGACUCAUUAAACAAUUCCGGACGGAA